Messenger RNA from Hylaeus volcanicus, 2174 nucleotides. RefSeq lists its product as uncharacterized. Gene Ontology annotation, cellular component: U2-type catalytic step 1 spliceosome; U2-type catalytic step 2 spliceosome; Prp19 complex. The transcript has 6 exons. Gene Ontology annotation, molecular function: U6 snRNA binding; metal ion binding; protein binding. The coding region runs from base 113 to 2002 and encodes 629 amino acids. The record is from RefSeq and is a predicted model, not a curated record. NCBI's taxonomy places the organism in Eukaryota, Metazoa, Arthropoda, Insecta, Hymenoptera, Colletidae.
UGGUACCAGAAUAAAAAACACUGAAAACAGUCUUUUUUUUCUUUAGUAGUUCAGCUUUAUUUGAUAUGCCUCAAUUUAAACUAAUUUAAAGAACAGAAAGCUAUUUUUAAGAAUGGUCCAAGAAUCCGAAAAAAAAAAAAGGAAGAAUGGUGUAAAUGAUAAUUCGUUCAACAAUAAAAGUAAUAAAGUUCCUCAUUCUAAUACAAUUACAGGUUUUGAUUUGAUCAACUCGCACAAUUUGUGUAAUGAAAUGGACAAAGCAAUACAAUUUCCUUUCAAUGGCAGUGAAAAUGUAACGAUUCCCAACGAAUGUUCUUCAGUAGAAAGCAUGCAUCACAGUUUACCCGAUUCUUUAAAUACUAUAAUAGAGCAAGAAAAUACACUUAACGCUGAAAAUUUAUCAAAUAAUGUGGCGCCUAGUCUUUCUCCUCCCAUUGUAAACAGAGAUUCUUCUAAAAAGGGAAACAAUACUGCAAAUCUAGUCGAUUCAGACCAAUCAGAGAAUAUUACAACCAAACUGGAUACUAACGACGUCAAAAGUCAAGACGAGGUUUGUCAAUGGCCUUGGAUUCGUUUAAUGUCAAAAGCGGGACGUCCAUAUUAUUAUAAUGCCCUGACCUCAACAACGUCGUGGUUCCCUUCUCACAGUCGCGAUAAAGAAGAAAAGCAUCAAUGUAAACCUCCUACGCUUUUUUCUGCCGCCAAUGCUCAAAAGACGUGGCAAAAAUUUUGGCAACAAUGCCAGGAUAUUCAAAAACCAUCGAAAACGAAUUGUCACGAAGAGAAAAACAACACGACAGGAGAUGAUGCUGAAGAUUCCUCCCAACCUACAAUCAAUAAAUCUAUGGCGGUUUAUAUCGAGCACUACAAAUCCCCCACGGCUACAAUGUUAGGUCGUGCUGCCCGACAACAAGUUCGUCCACCCAAUACUGAAAAUUCAGGAUAUGUCCAAGGUUUCGAUGAAUAUAAUAUUUGGUACGGAAAAUAUUUAAGUGACAGAAGAGAAGGCUCACGUAGAGAAGAUCGUGAAAAAGCGUUAACACGUUGCAAUCCAUUUACGGAUUCCGGUUGGACUCGUUGUGAUAUGGAACCUCAACUAGAUCGCCCUGUUCUAUGUUUAUAUUUUGCAAAAGGUUGUUGUUAUUUAGGAUCAAACUGUCGGUAUUAUCAUCGGUUGCCUACAGCGGAAGAUGAUGCUAAAUUAGACAUGCUUCACGAUAUAUUUGGAAGAGAGCGCUUCGCAUCGCACCGAGACGAUAUGGAUGGUGUUGGAACAUUUACUGAAGAUUGUCGAACUCUUUUUGUUGGCGAUAUGAAGGUGAACCGUGUUUAUUCGAAUGCAGAAGAGAAAACCGAAGAACUUAUUCGUCAACAAUUUGGUCUUUGGGGUCCUUUAGAAAGUAUCAGAGUUAUUCGUAAUAAGAACAUUGCAUUUGUUCGCUAUAAGUAUCGCGUUCACGCUGAAUUCGCCAAGGUUGCUAUGGCCGAACAACGCCUUAUGCUCGAUAGAUCGGAUGACCAAAUAUCUGUACGAUGGGCUCACGGCGGUCGCGAUUCAUCGUAUGCUUUAAAUGUUUGCAAAGAUGUUUCUAUGUCAUUUCCAUUUCUAUCCUAUGCUAGAAAUGAAAACCAAAAAGAGAUCUCCUCGAGAGAUUGGGAACAAGCUAAUACUGCUACUAUGAAUCGAUUAGAAAAUUUAGGCUACACACAAGAAGAGAUUGAUUGCCAAUUAAAGUGGAGCAUUCAGCAAAAAAGUGUGAGCCAGCAGAAUACAGCGGAAAAUACUACAGCUGUUGUCUCCAGUUAUCCAUUAAAUACAAUGGCACAUUUAAACACCACGUUUGAUAAUACUACAAGUGAAACUAAAAAUACUCUUCCAAAUUCUUCAGAACAACCUACUAACGAAGACGAUAUUUAUAAUUUUGAGUGUCCUACCCUAAACAAAGCAUUUUCUCGUAUACAAAAUUUUCAUGAUGAAAACGUUUUUAAAGUUUCACUUUAAAAACCUCUUAGCUAAAUUCAUUGUCUUGAAAUUUGUAUAUUACCUGAUUAACGUUAAAUUAUAUUGGUUUUACUAUAUCUCCAAAUAAAAAGUUAAUAAUACAAGUUUUCGUUAUUUUGAAUCGCUUAUUAUUAAAAGGAAGACUCAACUUACUCUGCAAAAGCAUAACGUA